AUGAACUCAGAAAGAAUCUCCUACAUGACCUGUAGAGAUAAUUUGGAAUAGGACAAAUUCUACUCAGUGUUUGAUGAUUAAUUACCAAAUAGGGAAUGUCGACCAACUAUUUAUGUUCGCCCUCAAUAGAAGAAUAGGAACACGUUAUAAUUGAGGAGUAUCCAGGAAUCUAGCACAGAGCCUUUGCUCUCUAAUGGAAUAUAAGGAACUUAAUUAUCUGAAUUAGUGCCGAGAAAAAGAUAGGUUGUUCCAAUCGGACAAGCCAAGAGGAAUCGAAUCGAAACUUUGUUAUUGAGAUCGAGGCCAUAAAGUAAGGGAUUUCAGUAAGAAUGUUCUUUGGAUACUUCUGCUGCAUUGAUCAAGCUGAUGAACAAGAAUAGAUGGGUUAGAUAUCUGAUGAAUCUAUACAUUUGGUUGAAUAUUGCGUUAAGAAUAGGGUAUGUGGCUAUAGUUGUAUUUUAUGUGAUCUAAAAUGAUUACAAUGAAGUUUAGGAUGAAAAUAGUGAAGAGAUUAUGACUCAAUUUUAUUGGUGGAUUCCUGGCUCUUUUAUUGGCAUUAGAGUAAUAUUUAUAUUGAUAAUCUACAAAUUACUUUCAGUAGGUGAGUAGACAAGAGAUGGAAGGAUUAAAGUUGUUUAUGAUACUUAUGAAGCUUGGUUUAAUAAGACCAUUAACGAGAGGGAUCAAUUAUUGAUGAAAUGCAAUUCUAUGGUAAUCAGGAAUGGACAAGAUGAAUUGGAAUUAAGGUAACUCUAACAGUAAGUGAAUUCUUUAAAUCGAUGGCUUUUGAUACUUAAGACCUAUAUAGUUUUAAUUCCACCUGAGUGUCAAUUCAUAUUUUUAAAAUAAAAAAGCAAUGGAUUUUUUUAGGUGCAAAAUUUUAUAAUGAAAUCAUUAGAAAUCCUGUUUUUUACGCCCUAAUUGAUGUAUUUCUUAUUGAUAGAAGAACCAUUGGAUUUGGAACUGGAUCGUUGGUCAGCUUAUGAUGUCAAUAACAUCUGUCUAUUAGUACUUUUGGCUGAUAUCAUCUGCUUUGUCUUUAUGACUCUUUUGUUGAUUUGUUUGGGAAACAAUAGGAAAUAUGUUAACAAUUUAAGAACAAAUUGA
Messenger RNA from Paramecium tetraurelia, 1107 nucleotides. RefSeq lists its product as uncharacterized. Lineage: Eukaryota; Ciliophora; Oligohymenophorea; Peniculida; Parameciidae. The transcript is spliced from 2 exons. The record is from RefSeq and is a predicted model, not a curated record.